AUGCAGCAGAGAAUGAAUCUCCAAUUUAUAUUCCGUGGUAGUAGGAAUAUGAAUAGGAAUUGGAAUUGGAAUUACUGGUAUAGAAUGAUGAGCAGCAGCAGCAGCAUGAUGGAGCCAUGGCUGAUGCUAGCAGCACCGAAAUCCGAUCAUAAGUUGUACAGCCUUGGAGAGAAGAAAGUGAUUAGCAUGAAGAAGGAAGCGCCGCCACCACCGUCGUGGGCACAGGGGGAGCGGGUACAACACUUGGGAUGCACCCGCGGCUGGAUGGCAUCAUUCAAUGAAGAUAACCAACAGCUUUUCCUCUCCAACCCCAUCACCUGUCGCCACAUAAAGCUUCCCGCCUUGCCCCUAUCACCCGGCAUUAAUACUAGUAUUAUCCUUACCUCCUCAUCUCCCGAUGCCCACGACUGCCGCGCCUUCAUCAAAUACAACAAACGCAUUGCGCUCUGCUUCCCCGGCCACAACAGCAGCAGCACCUGGCUUCCCGUGUGCAACCACCUCCACUACGAGGAUAUCGCCUACUCCACCCGCCAGAAACGCCUCUUCUGCUUAAACUUUGACUCGCUCGAAUGCUGGGACCUCCAAUCUCCCUCCUUUCUGUGGAAUAAUCCCUUGUAUGGUGAUGAGGAGGAGGAGGAUGAGAAGGCGUUUGUCUACACUGGAUUCGCUUACCCCCUGUGUCUGGUGAUGGACGAGCAUUCCAACCGCCUAUUUCUAGUGAAACGUCAUCUCUUGGAUGGUCGUGUUGGGCGCGACGGAUCCUACAUGAGAAUCGUCGCCUCAACUGGCGGCAACGACUACCCACACAAAACCCUUAGUUUCGACGUCUAUGAAGUCGAUGUCAAGAAAGGGACACUCACCAAAAUGGAGGGUUCAUUGGAUGGUUUGGCAAUGUUUGUCGGACCCAACAACUCAUUUGCGCUUCCCGCGGCGGACUUCAACUUGACACCCGAUUCCAUAUAUUUCGUCGAUUAUUUGACAGGUGACGAUUGCCAUGAUAUUGGCAUCUUUAAUUAUGUGGAUACCAAACUAUCUUCCAUCUACUAUCCCUCUCAUCCCUCUCAGACACCCAGGGGGCUUGCACCUACCUUUUGGUUCACUCCAACUCCAUAUUAG
Molecule: messenger RNA, 1116 nt
Organism: Salvia splendens (bonfire salvia)
Lineage: Eukaryota; Viridiplantae; Streptophyta; Magnoliopsida; Lamiales; Lamiaceae
Exons: 1
Coding region: 1-1116 (371 amino acids)
Source: RefSeq, a predicted model, not a curated record